Molecule: messenger RNA, 810 nt
Organism: Neospora caninum
Lineage: Eukaryota; Apicomplexa; Conoidasida; Eucoccidiorida; Sarcocystidae
Product: YALI0E30151p, related
Exons: 2
Coding region: 1-810 (269 amino acids)
Molecular function (GO): peptide-methionine (S)-S-oxide reductase activity
Source: RefSeq, a predicted model, not a curated record
AUGCGCCGGCUCGCUAUCCGUGGCAGCAUUCUUGCGACGUGCUGCAAUCGUACCCAACAGGAAAGGUUUCACAGUUCGUGCCCACUUGUUUUACUUGCUUUAUCUGGUCUGGCAUUCUCAGCGUCUGAUUUCUCUGCUGUACAGAGCAACACAAGGCGCGCCCGAUAUUCAGGGUUCCAUUCAUCUCCUACAAUGAGCAGCCUGAGUCCCCCCACAAGCUGCGCCUCCACUUCGGCUGGUGCCCACUGCGGAACACAACAUGAACAGCAUAUUCCUAACUUUCUGCCGGGCGCUGACCGGACGAAGCCAUUCAGCCGCGUGCUUCUUGGCGCUGGCUGUUUCUGGGGCGUAGAAAAGUUAUUCAGGAAGGAAUUCGCAGGCCAGCUUCGGGCGACGACAGUUGGCUACGCAGGGGGAACUAAGGACCACCCCUGCUACAAGGAAGUGUGCACAGGGCGUACGGGGCACUAUGAGGUGGUUGAAGUCCAGUUUUUCGAAGACAAAAUUACUCUCUCAGAUUUGCUCCGGUUCUUCUGGCGGAUCCACGACCCAACAACCAUGAACAGGCAAGGCAAUGAUGUCGGACAGCAGUACGGGUCAGCCAUCUUCGUCUACUCGGCCGAACAUCGGCAGACUGCUGAAGAGGUUCGGGAUGAAAUGCAGAGACAGUGGGCUGGGCGAAUCACCACCCGCAUACUAGGCGGCAAUUCGAACGAUCCGUGCGUGCAGUUUUGGAAAGCAGAAGAUUAUCACCAGUUAUAUCUUAAACAUAAUCCUGAUGGUUACUGCAAUCAUCGCGUGCGUUUCUAA